Raphanus sativus (radish) is the source of this 585-nucleotide messenger RNA. RefSeq lists its product as uncharacterized. Bases 1 to 585 code for a protein of 194 amino acids. NCBI's taxonomy places the organism in Eukaryota, Viridiplantae, Streptophyta, Magnoliopsida, Brassicales, Brassicaceae. The transcript has a single exon. The record is from RefSeq and is a predicted model, not a curated record.
AUGUCCUUGAUCGUUCACCUGUUUUUUGAUGACAUAAUAAAUGGUCAAGCCCCGCAAGUGAAUUUCUCGGUCAAUGGAAGAGUGUACCAUUUGGCUUAUUAUCUAACCGAUGGUAUUUAUCCAAAAUGGGCAACUUUUAUCCAAUCUAUUUCACUUCCACAAGGGCUAAAAGCAAGAUUAUUUGCGAAACGUCAAGAAGCUGCCCGAAAAGAUGCCGAGCGUGCUUUCGGAGUUUUGCAAGCUCGAUUUGCCAUAAUUAAAAAUCCAGUACGUUCUUGGGAUAAAGUCAAGAUUGGAAAGAUAAUGAGAGCAUGUAUCAUACUCCAUAAUAUGAUAGUAGAAGACGAACGAGAUGAAUCCACUACAAAUUGGGAAGAUAAUGUGACCACGAAUCAAUUUGAUGUUUCGGAUUUCCAACAAGGAGAAGGCAACGGAAGUUCACAUGUCAAUCUCGGCUUUUCUCAUAUUGCCAACAGUAUGGAUGUGGAAAAUGACAUUCGUAAUAGAAAAGUGCAUCAAAAACUGAAAGCUGAUUUGGUUGAACAUCUAUGGAAUAAAUUUGGUCGUGAUGAAGACAACAACUGA